Lates calcarifer (barramundi perch) is the source of this 3671-nucleotide messenger RNA. RefSeq lists its product as uncharacterized. The transcript has 6 exons. NCBI's taxonomy places the organism in Eukaryota, Metazoa, Chordata, Actinopteri, Centropomidae. The record is from RefSeq and is a predicted model, not a curated record. Gene Ontology annotation, molecular function: DNA-binding transcription factor activity, RNA polymerase II-specific; protein binding; RNA polymerase II cis-regulatory region sequence-specific DNA binding. Gene Ontology annotation, biological process: regulation of transcription by RNA polymerase II. Bases 25 to 2667 code for a protein of 880 amino acids.
UGCAUAACUGUUCUCUUCACAGGGAUGUACUUCCAGAUCAGAGACUUUGUCCUAAGCUGUCAAGAGUGUCAGAGCCAGCGCACCAAGAAAACAGAGGGGCUGGGUGGCAGAGGAUGUGUCACAAAAACGAUGGCGUCACACAGCACCGACAUGCUGAGCAAGCUGAGGAGUCAACGGGAGGCGGGGCUCUUCUGCGACAUCACCCUGCGGACGAACGGCCGAUCCUACUCGGCCCACAGAGCUGUUCUGGCCGCCGUCAGCGAUCACUUCCAGGAAAUCUUCACAGAGAUGGACUCAAACAUGAAAGCAGACAUAGAUCUCACUGGUUUCAGUGAGGAUAGCCUUCUAUCGCUGCUGGAUUUCUCCUACUCCUCAACUCUGUGCGUUCGUCAGGAGGACCUACCUGAAGUCAUCGCCAUGGCCCGCCACCUGGGCAUGUGGCCUGCAGUGGAAGCCUGCUCUGCUCUCAUGAAGGAGCAGGAACAGCAACUCCGACCUGGCAAGAGCUUUACCUCAGCCUGUGCAGGUACAUGCCACGAGCGUCACCACCAGCAAAGGGAAAACAAAAGGAAAAAAGUUUUGGGACUAGAGGACAACAUGAACGACAACUUCAGUCUAAUGCUGGAUGCAUCAGAUGAGUCUUUAGAGGAGAGUCCCAGGCGCAAUUUGCGCAGAGUGGCAAGACCCCAAGGUCAUAACUGCCUCCCUGUGAGUCCCUCACACAGAAUGAAGCUCAUGGACUUCAAAUCUCCCUCUUCCAAGAAAGCUACUAUACCUCGACACACCAUAGGCAAUCUUCAGUCACAGAACUACUCACCCAUACCUCCAUCAAACACCCGUCUUCUCCGCUCCUCUCCUGGAGCUGCCAAGGAGGUUCAGAGGUUGCUGCCAAUGACAGAGAGCCCACGACGCAACCGAAAGCCUCACCCCAUUACUCGGCUCUCAUGCACCUCAAGAUCAAGGCCCAGCGCAGCUUGCAGCCCCAUGAGGGUGAAGCAGGAAGUAGAGGAGGUUGGGGAAGAUGAAGAGGAUUAUGCAAGAGCACAGGAGAAGUACAAGUUGAUGAAUGUUCUGGGGCUACAGAGGACUGCUCUCCUUCCCAGACCAGAAGAUCUGAUCGGGUGGAGACAAAAGAAGCGACUUAGGAAGCUGAAGGCCAACAACUAUUCACUUACCAAGCGGCGGAAACCCCGCCCCACAUCCCCAGGGCUACCAUAUGGGGAUGUGACUCUGUCACUUCCCCUCUGUAACCCUGUUAACACUCGUCUCCUCAACAAGUCAGUGAAGGCCAAGCCUGUGGGCCCAGUGAGCACCGAGCAGAUUACAGCAAAGAGGCCAAAGACCGUACUGAGACAUGUCCCCCCAAGCGACAGGAGCAUGCGAAGUAAAGGUGUGUUACCAGACAUGUUCCAACCUGCGUCCAGGCCUUCCUUCGGAGGGAGAGAACUCAGGCGGUCAGUGAGGAAGGGUGACGGUGCUCACCUUCCUGCCCAGCAGCCUCUACGACGUAGCACCAACAAACCUCUUGUGAGAAACACAGUCAGGAUCAAAUCAGAACCAGCUGAAUACUCUAUCUCAGGUCUCUCUCUUUCAUCAGACAGUCAUCUUGGCCACACAACUCAGAGAUCCCCGCCUUCACAGAGGGCCAGAAAUAAAGUCACUGCAGAGACGGUCAAAACACUGCGUUACAACAGCAGCCGACCAGCAACAAAGGCCAAGCUUAAGCGGGGCUCCGCUAGAGAGGUGGAGAAGACCAAGUGUAAGCCCAGGGAGGAGGGGAAGAAAGUGGGGAGCCAGGGGCUGAAGGGGGUCAUGGACACUAAACUGAGAGUGAACGAUAAUGAACCUAGUGGGCUCCAGUUUUCAGAGCAUGGACCACCACCGUCCAUCUACAGCCACCCUCUGUACAAAGUCAUUAAAGAGGAGCCAGCAGAGCCGGUGCCAGUUGUUGGACCUUUCCCUGAUCCUCCCUCACCAGACCUGGGCAAACGCCAGAGCAAGCCCCCCAUCAAAUUACUGGAUUCAGGCUUUCUAUUCAGUUUCUGUCGGCCAGCAGGGGGGCCCAUGGCAGUACUGAAGAAAGAGGAGGAGAGCGUGGAUAUCUGCUUGACGCGCUCUGUGUCACAAGUUGGGGAGAAAUUUGGAGAUGAAGAGCCCCCCCACAGGGCACUGAGGGCCAGAGGGCCGCCCACCCUGCCUGUGGUUAAGAGGGAGAGGGAGGAGAGGAAAGUGACCCAAAACAGGGUUCAAAAACCCAGGGGAAAAACUCGAAACAAUACCCUUCAUCUGCCCAAAUCUGCUGGGUCCAAGGCCACACGGGCCAUGCCAAAGGUACCUAAUAGGCAACAAGGUAAAGUCCUCACUCUGAGCAGCAGGAACUGCAUCGUGCUGGAUGCCGUGCGACGGGCGCGGCUAAAACAGCUUCGGGGGCCUCGUAGUCAAGCACCUAAAGUCCCAAAGGCAGCCCACGCGUGUCUGCAGUGCUCUGCCUCCUACAGGGACUGUGAUGCUCUAAUCAUGCAUCGCCUCAGGCAUAUCGAGGGCAAGCACUGGCCCUGUCCGCUCUGCAGUAAGACGUUCUUUCGACUAAGGAAUGUACGGAACCACAUUCGCACCCAUGACCCCAAGUUGUACAAAUGCCGGAGCUGCAUCAUUUCCGGUUCCUGAAGCAGCCAGAGGGGUCUGCUCAGGCAGCAAAACUGGGGAUGAAGGCUGUCAGUGUCUGACACCAGCGAACAGAACAGAAACCAGAGGCACAUGAUCGAUCAGCAGCUUGUACAUAAUGCAUCCGUAACACACAAGCACAACGGUCUGUGGAAAGGCAUAAUUACUCUGAUUUCUAAUCAUUGCCGUCGUCAGUGAUUGCUAAUGUUAUUUAAAUAACCAAACCGAGGUUGCUGUUCCUGUUUGCGUUUCCAUAGCUACAGAAGGUUAAACUUGAACAUUACUCUCAGGGGGCGGGGGAAUGUGAUGCCACGGUAUAAAGUGAUAUAACAUCACAGUUGUGUAUAAAAUGAGAUGUAAAGUGAUUGUUAUAACUAUUACUGCUACUUAUUGUUAUCAUUAUUUUUCUAUGUAUAGAUGAAUUUUGAGUGCACUUAUAUCAUAGCUUAUGUUGUAAACCUAAGAAGUGGUAAUGGAAUUGAAGGUUUGGCGUCCACGGCAGGAAUACUUGAAGUGUUGGAGGGAAUACUUGAAGUUAGAGGGGAUCAUAGGAGUGAGAUCGUUUGGUGUAUCGGUGGGUCUUUGUCCUUUCUUGUGCUAACUUUUAAAUGAUUUGACUAGUCUCUCCCUCCUUUCGAAUUGCUAGUCUCACAUAGUCCAUGAGUCGGGGAUUUGACUCAGGGCUGGUAUGGUGACAUCACUGCAUGUGCAUUUUGCAGGCCAUUUGUCGUCCACUGUCUUUUCUAAGGCUGCCAAUUUUAAAAAGGGAAACGUGUCUCGUUUUUAAUGUGAAUUUCUGAAUAGUAACACAGCUGUGUCAUUACUGAUGUUUUAUUGAACUUUUCUUCCACUUCAAUCGAAAACACUUGUCCUACUUCAAAUUCCCCUCCUACCGAGUAAAUGCAAUGUGUGCACAUAAAGAGAUGUUUCUUUCACAAAUUGAUUUUAGAAGUAAAUGAGCUGUCUCUCGCUAUCUGUUAAAAGACUGAAUAAAUUUUUGCCUUUUA